Messenger RNA from Colletotrichum spaethianum, 2331 nucleotides. RefSeq names its product vacuolar transporter chaperone 4. Gene Ontology annotation, cellular component: vacuolar transporter chaperone complex; fungal-type vacuole membrane. The record is from RefSeq and is a predicted model, not a curated record. The transcript is spliced from 2 exons. NCBI's taxonomy places the organism in Eukaryota, Fungi, Ascomycota, Sordariomycetes, Glomerellales, Glomerellaceae. The coding region runs from base 1 to 2331 and encodes 776 amino acids.
AUGCGUUUCGGAAAGACGCUGCGGCAGGCCGUCUACGCGCCUUGGAAGGACAAGUACAUCGACUACGCGAAGCUCAAGUCCUUGCUGCGGGAGGACAAGUACGAUGACGACGAGGUCCCCUGGACCGAGGACGACGAGAGCCGCUUCUGCGAGGAGAUCUUCAACGUCCAGCUCGAGAAGGUUGCCAAGUUCCAGGAGGAGACGUUCGAGGCCCUGAAAGACCGUAUCGACGCAGCCUUCGAGAAGCUCAAGGAGCUGGCGCCGCCCAGCGAGGAGGAUGGCGCGGGAAACGUCCAGGCCAAGAAGCCCGACUUCGGGACGGCUAAGAAGCUGAAGGAAAUCGAGGCGGAACUCGACAAGAUCACGACCGAGAUCUCGGAGCUGAAGAAGUACAGCAACAUCAACUACACGGGCUUCCUCAAGAUCGUCAAGAAGCACGACCGCAAGAGGGGCGACCGCUACAAAGUGCGGCCCAUGAUGCAGCUGAGCCUGUCGCAGCGGCCCUUCAACUCGGAGCAGGGCUACUCGCCUCUGCUCAACAAGCUGUCCAUCAUGUACUAUGCCAUUCGCCAGCAGCUGGACGAGGACGCCGCCGACCAGCAGCCGCUGGAUCUCGAGAGCCAGGGCGAGACGCGCCACGGCGAGCGGUACACGGCUCACAAGUUCUGGGUCCACCCGGAGAACCUGCUGGAGGUCAAGACGUACAUUAUGAGGCAGCUCCCGGCCCUCGUCUACAGCGAACAGUCGGCCAAGGAGCUGGACGGCACCAACGACCCGACCAUCACCUCGCUCUACUUCGACAACUCCAAAUUCGACCUGUACGGCAAGAAGGUCGAGCGCAAGUCGGAGGCCGCGUCGCUGCGCGUCCGGUGGUACGGCCAGCUGAGUUCGAAGCCCGAGCUGUCCCUCGAACAAAAGGUUGUUAGCGAGAACGGAUCGAGCGAGGAGCGCAAGUUCGCCAUCAAGGACAAGUACAUCAAGCCCUUUAUCGAUGGCACCUACAAGAUGGAGAAGACGAUACAGAAAAUGGAGCGCCAGGGCCAGCAGGCCGAGGAGAUUGAGAAGUUCAAGAACACAGUCGAGUCGCUGCAGGGCUUCGUGCAGGAGAACAAGUUGCAGCCCGUCCUGCGCGCCAACUACGUCCGUACGGCCUUCCAGAAGCCCGCGGACGACCGUGUGCGCAUCUCCAUCGACACCGAGGUCGCCUUCAUCCGCGAGGACACGUUGGACAAGGACAGGCCAUGCCGCGACCCGGCCGAGUGGCACCGUCUCGACAUUGACGCCCGGAAUCUGACUUACCCCUUCAAGGAUAUCAAUCAGAGCGAGGUCUCGAGGUUCCCGUACGCCAUCCUCGAGAUCAAGCUGAAGGAGGACCCCAGCCGGAAGCGCCCCGCGUGGAUUACGGACCUGAUGGGAUCUCACCUGGUGCACCCGGCGCCCCGCUUCUCCAAGUUCGUCCACGGUGUCGCCUCGCUGUUCGAGGACUACGUCAACAACCUGCCCUUCUGGCUGAGCGACCUGGAGGCGGACAUCCGCAAGGACCCCCAAGAGGCGUUCGAGGCCGAAGAGCAACGCAAGGCUCAGAAGGCCGAGGACGAGAUGGCCGUAGGCAGCUUCUUGGGUAACAAGCUCAACUCGUACAAGGUGUCCAAGAGCUCGCCGGCUGGCAAGUCGUACCUGCAAGACAGGAUGGCCGCCGAGUCCAGCUCCCGCCCGAAGCCCUCCAACCUUGAGUCUCAGCAGUCGUCGUCCCAGCAGAACGGCGAGGGGUCGUCCGGCCAGCAGCAGAGGAGCUACGGCACCCUUUCGUCCGUUCUCCCGGGCUUCUCGCUGUCCAAGUACUCCAAGGCCAAGCGGGCGCAGAACAACCAGCAACUGCUGCCCGAGGGCGUCGUCGAACCGACCGAAUGGAUCAAGAACUCGGGCGAGCUGAAGAUUGAGCCCAAGGUGUGGCUGGCCAACGAGCGCACGUUCCUCAAGUGGCAGCACAUCUGCAUCCUGCUCGGCGCGCUCGCCGUGUCGCUGUACACGGCCGCUGGAGAGAACUUCCUGGCCGAGGUCAUGGGUGUCGCGUACAUUGUCAUUGCCGUGUUCGCGGGUGUUUGGGGCUACGGCAUGAUGCGCCUGCGGAGGAAGAUGAUUAUGGCCCGUAGCGGCAAGGACUUCGAUAACCUGAUUGGUCCGCUGAUUAUCAGCAUCGCGAUGAUGGUUGCUCUGGUGUCGAACUUUGUGUUUGCUUACACCGCCGCCCUCGAGAAGAUGGAGAAGGCCAAGGACGUGCUUGGUGGCAACAACGUCACUGGCGAGCCGAUCCGUCAGGAACUCAUCUAG